This is a messenger RNA of Fusarium pseudograminearum CS3096, 1545 nucleotides long. RefSeq lists its product as uncharacterized. Gene Ontology annotation, molecular function: iron ion transmembrane transporter activity. Bases 1 to 1545 code for a protein of 514 amino acids. The transcript is spliced from 6 exons. Gene Ontology annotation, biological process: iron ion transmembrane transport. Gene Ontology annotation, cellular component: membrane. The record is from RefSeq and is a predicted model, not a curated record. Lineage: Eukaryota; Fungi; Ascomycota; Sordariomycetes; Hypocreales; Nectriaceae.
AUGGCCACCGAUAUAGGAGAUGAAGAAAGAGCACAUUUACUUGGUAUAUCACCAUCGCCAUCGCCAAUAGAUGUCAUCACAACGCCAUAUCAACCCUUAGACCAAGAUGAGAGUACCAAUCAAGACGAUGACGACAGUUCAAGCACUCACAGCUCUGAAUGGACUGUCAGUCAAAGCGCUCGCAGGCUUUACGUAUCUCAUACCCUCUCAACAUGGAACUCACGCGUCUUUGAAUUCGGAAGCGUUUUAUAUCUCGCCUCUAUCUUUCCGGGAACAUUGAUGCCGCUUGCGGUGUAUUCAAUGAUUCGAGGUGCUGCUGCUAUUGCACUAUCGUCUUGGGUCGGGUCUUAUAUCGACCGUAAUGAUCGUCUUAAGACGGUGAGACUGUCAAUUGUGUCUCAAAGACUAGUCGUUACUGUGUCAUGUGCCAUCUUUCUUGUUCUCAUAAAGGUUCAAACUAUACCUCAUGAAGUGAGGAUUGGUUUGCUUGCUGUCUCAAUUCUUAUGGCCUGUAUUGAGAAGCUUGCUGCCAUAAUGAACGUUGUGUCAGUCGAAAGAGACUGGGUCAUCGUUGUGGCUCGCUCUGAUACUACUGCACUCCGAACGAUGAACUCACAAAUGAGACGGAUUGACCUUGUCUGUAAACUCCUCGGACCCUUCUUCAUAGGAACGGUUGAUGGCAUUUCUACGGAAACAGCCAUUCUGGUGAACUUGGUCUAUUAUCAGGUCCCUGCUCUGCAGUACCCCAAAAGUGCACCACAAACCUCACACCUCGAGGAUGGCAAUCACCAAAGUCCUUUGGUAUCAAUCAAGCAUGGCCUAAAGAAGACGUUCGACGAUCUCCGUCUCUACUUUACCCAUCCCGUCUUCUUUCCCUCUUUUGCAGUGGCCCUUCUUUACUGCACAGUUCUAUCGUUUGGCGGAGUUAUGGUUACUUACCUACUGUCAAGCGGAUACAACUCAUCACAGAUUGCUGCAAUGAGGACCGUCUCUGUAGCUUUCGAGGUUCUGGCUACUUGGAUUGGCCCAUGGCUAAUGAAGAAGAUUGGUCCAGUUCGUGCAGGGCUUUGGUUCCUGAGUUGGCAAUUGGGGUGCUUAUCAAUAGGCGUAUCGAUAUUCUGGAGAUAUGCUGAUAACGUCCUCGUCUCAACUCUGGCACUCGUGGGAAGCUCCAUGCUUAGUCGUGUCGGACUUUGGGGUGUCGAUCUCUCGGCACAGGUCAUCAUCCAAGAGGAAGUCGAGGCGCAAAAUCGAGGAGCCUUUUCUGCUGUGGAAGCUAGCUGGCAACAUGUGUUUGAAAUGUGUGCAUACACGUCGACCAUAAUAUUCUCGUCGCCUAGUCAGUUCCACAACCCGACUGCGCUGAGCGUCGCGGCAGUUUUGUUCGCAUGGGUUCUGUAUAGCUUGUUUGUUAAGAAGCAACGAGGACAUCUCGUCCACUGGCCGACCUGCCUGUCUGCCGAGAAGCAACAAGAAGCAGCGAUAGAUGGAGUGCUCGAGUCGAUGCAUUCAAGAAGAAGAGAGGGGCCUGGAGGGGUUGCAUGA